This is a messenger RNA of Tarenaya hassleriana, 2576 nucleotides long. Its product is annotated as EIN3-binding F-box protein 2-like. The record is from RefSeq and is a predicted model, not a curated record. Bases 53 to 1861 code for a protein of 602 amino acids. Gene Ontology annotation, biological process: SCF-dependent proteasomal ubiquitin-dependent protein catabolic process. The transcript has 6 exons. Lineage: Eukaryota; Viridiplantae; Streptophyta; Magnoliopsida; Brassicales; Cleomaceae. Gene Ontology annotation, cellular component: SCF ubiquitin ligase complex. Gene Ontology annotation, molecular function: protein binding.
CCAUUCACUACCCAAAGAAGAAAAACAGGUGACUCACUCGCGAGUCCUCAACAUGGAUUCUUCUGGUUUUCCUGAGAAUUCUCGGGAAAGUCGCGGAAUUUCCCCGGAAAAUUGUCCUUCCCAAGAAACCCACCUCCCCAAUUUGACGAGUUUGGACGUUCUUGCCCAGGUGGCGUCGGAGGGACUUGAUCAAGAAUUAGGGUUUGAGACGGAUCUCGAUGGCAAUCAUUGCUACGAUUUUCCCGGGAAACAAACAGAAAAUCAGGGGGGUUCACAUGGGGGUGAUACGGCGGAGACAUCGGCAGCCGGCGAGGGGCGAGUGAUCUCCGGUGGCGUGAUCAUGUCGGAAGCCGAAAGACGGGAAGAGUUGGAGAGGAAGUCCAGAUUCGAGAGUUACAAGAGACACCAGGAGGGGAUAUACUACGCGGCCAAGACAUUUGCUCGGAAGUUACAUUCUGAUAUGAAUGAGUAUCAUCAGGAUCACAAGAAACAGAGGAUUGGAGAAAAUGUGGCCAAGAAGGUUGAUGAGUCAGGAGGGCCAUUUCACGAUGCGAUGGAGGCGAUCAAGAAGAGGGGUAAUUUGGGUUCAAAUGUUACGCCAUUGAAGUUCUGUGCAGGUGAAAACGGAUCUAAUCUCGGGAUGAGAGUAGCUCCUUCACUCUUGGAACUGAGUCUGAGACAGGCUGGGAAGUAUGCAGAGGAUUUGGUGUCUCUUCAGUGCAUUCCUGAUGGAUUGAGGUCUAAGAUUGCGAGCGUUGUCAGUAGUCACGGCGAAGUGAAUGCCCGUUUUAUGAAACUUCUGGUCAAGUAUUCGCCAACCGAGAUACGUGUGAAAAACUGCACAAAUUUGGUGGAGAAAGACUUAACCGGGAUCCUCCAUGGCUGUGAUACAGAGAGGUUGAGAGUGUUGGAACUUGAACUUUGUGGACGUUCCAUGACAGAACACGUGAUAGGACACUUCCUGUCUCGUUCACCAAAUGGGUUUCAGGCAUUGGUCAAUGUAUGUUUGAAAGGAGCAUUCAGUCUGACCGACAAGGCCUUGGCCUUAAUUUCCAGAUCUGCUCCUCUGCUUCAGAGGGUGAAUCUGUCAGAUUGCUCUCUUCUCACUGAAAACGCGAUUCAGAUUCUUGCUGACAGCUUUGGAUCUACCUUGAAAGGCCUUAACAUAGAGGGUUGCCAAGGUAUAAACCCGUCUAAGGUCUUGGGCAACCUAAAGAGAUUCAAAAGCCUGAAUAGCCUCUCCAUUGCCGGGCUUGAAGGCAUUGACGAUGAUUUUGUUCUCGGAUUCCUUGAGGCAUGUGGGUCAAAUCUCACGACUCUUGUUCUUUCAAGUUGCAGGGAAUUGACUGAUGAAUCUACUAAGGGUAUCGGGAGAUAUUGUCCGAAUCUAAGUGCCCUCGACGUCUCGUUCUUGGACAAAUUGACAGAUCUGUCAUUGCAAUACAUUGCAAAUGGUUGCAGUUCUUUGAGUACACUCAAAUGUUGCAGGAAUCAUUUCAGCGAUGAAGGGGUCGCUGCUUUUCUGGAAGUUUCCGGAAGUUCUCUCAAUGUACUCUCUCUGAACAAUGUCCGAAAAGUUUUUGUAAAUACUGUCAUCUCACUGGCUAAAGUUUCCAAGAAACUGCAAUCUUUAGAUCUUUCAUGGUGCCGAAACCUAACAGAUGAAGAUUUAAGACUCGUUUUAUGUUCCUGCACAUCGUUGAGACAGCUGAAGCUGUUCGGAUGCUCGCAGGUAACGGGAGAAUUCCUUACAGCGCAUUUGGGAUUGGCAGUUCAGAUCAUUGGACUGAGAAUGACCCCUCUUCUGGAACAUCUCAAUGACCUUGAACCUGUUUUUCAAGAUGCUUUUGUCAGUGAGUAGUUUCUGUGGAAAUGUAUAGGUCCCCUCCAAGUUUUGUCUUCUCGGGAUAAACAGCUUGGUCAAGAUUCGUAACCUUUUUGGCUCGAUCGUUACAUAGAUCGUCUCAAUUGUAAAAACGGUUUUAGAGUACCGAUACCCUGUGUUCUUGUUUCCUGAUCUAUUGGAGCUGUAGCAUGCCAUAAGAGAAGAGCAUAAAGUCUUUGGGAUUUGCUCUGCAACUAAAAUGAAUACGGGACCAAAUGCUGAUUGGUUUUUGUUUGGUUAUUGAAAAGAUGUUCCAAGUCAGGCCCAAAUGUAGAACCGACCAGAACCAAUCCAUCUAUGUCGUGCACUGUUAACCAGGACAACCCGGUUAACCUGUAAUAUGUAAAUCGUACUUCCUAAACCGGUACUUAAAAUGUAAAAGCCUCAUCAGCAAAGAGCCUGAAUGAAACAGAUUCUACUUCUGCAUUGGCAAUUCAAGGAAACUGAAAAAAUGCAUCAACUAAGCAACUUCCCAACACAAGAAGAUAUAAUAUUUCCACAGAAACAACUCAGCCGUAUCAUCAGACCAUUCAGCACGAGAUUCUCACGACCUGUCGUUUUGAUAUCGGUCUUUGCUCAGAUGGUAAACCAAUGUUCAUUGAGGUAUAAGAUCCACAGAAUAUACAACACCAAAGUGCUAUCAGGUGUCCUCUUUCAUGUUUCUGACUCAAUUUCCCCUGUUUUGGCCGAG